ACGUGGUGCGGGAAUCGUUGUUUUAAUCAAGACAUAUCGCAGUGGAAUUUAUGGGUACCGUCAACCCAUAUUCAUCUAAUACGGCAUCUUUUAGCUGCUGGUUGCUUCUGUGAACAAGCUAAAAGAUCAGACGACGUGCUAAGGGGUGGGUUUUUGGUACCUCGUCUAAGGAAAGUGCGCAACGUGAAGAGCUUACGCAAUACCUUCAUGCGGACCUGUAUAUU
Amoebophrya sp. A25 is the source of this 224-nucleotide messenger RNA. Lineage: Eukaryota; Dinophyceae; Syndiniales; Amoebophryaceae. The record is from the annotation of a GenBank genome assembly.